CCCACCUCAGUGCAGACUUUGAGCCAGUCCAAUGGAGAGGUCAGCAGUCCUCACGAGACUUCAGGAAGAAGUCAAGUGCCCCAUCUGCCUGGAUAACCUGAAGGACCCGAUCACCAUCGACUGUGGGCACAACUUCUGUCACUCCUGCAUCCAGCAGUCCCAGGCAGAUCUGCAAGACGGUUACCGUUGUCCUGUCUGUCGCCAUCAGUGUGAUGAAGGGCACUAUAAGAUCAACACCCAGCUGGGAAGGAUGAUUGAAACUGCCAAGCUCCUCCACCUCAGCAGGAGGAAGAGGAAGAGGCAGAGCAAGAUGAGCCUGUGUGAGAAACACGAAGAGGUCCUGAGCCUUUUUUGUGAGGAGGACCUGGAGCUGUUGUGUUCCCUCUGCGCUGGGCCCCCAGACCACCAGGGCCACUACCUGAGGCCCAUCAAGGAGGCUGCCUCUUAUCACAGGGGAAUGCUUGAAAAUUACAUUGAGCCCCUGAAGAGGCAAGUGGCAGAUGUUCAACAAUUAAUAAGCAUUCAAGGCAAUAAAUGCCUUGAGCUGAGGGAGCAGAUGGAACAUCAGAAACAGAGAUUAUCCUUUGAAUUUGAACAACUGAACCAAUUUUUAGAGCAAGGAAAACAGGCAGCUCUAGCAAGGUUAGUUGAAGAAGAGAAGGACACUGAACGGAAACUCAGUGAAAACAUCACAGCAUUUUCAAACUAUGCUUCCACACUCAAAGGUUUACUAAGCAGGGUCACAGAGCACAAUGUGUUGUCUGAGGUGGAACUGCUGUCACAGAUGAAGCAUUUCUACCAGAAGUCCGACAAUGAGGUCAGCCCACCAAUCUUUUCAAUUCAUUUAAGGAGGGAAGCUUACAAUUUUCCUCCCCAGUAUUCUGCUCUGCAGAAAAUAAUUAGAGAGUUCAAAGCAGAUAUAUUUCUAGACUCUGCAACAGCCCACCGUAACCUGAUUGUCUCUGGGGAUAAAAAAUGUGUCCGACACACAAAGAGAAAACAAAACGUCCCUGAUCUUCCAUCUAGGUUUACAGUCAACCCGGUUGUCCUGGGUUUUCCAGCUUUCUAUUCUGGGAGGUAUUUCUGGGAGGCGGAAGUGGGAGACAGAUCUGAGUGGGCUAUUGGCGUCUGCAAAGCCUCUCUGUCCACCAAGGCAAGGCGACCAUCAGUCCAGCAGGGAUGCUGGAAGCUUCAGCAACUGAAAGAUGGCUAUGAAGCUCCAGGAGCUGUUCCAGACCCUCUGCUGUUAGAUGUGAGAGCCAGAUGCAUUGGCAUUUUCCUGGACUAUGAGCUGGGUGAGAUCUCCUUCUACAAUAUGCCUGAGAAAUCUCUCAUCUGUACUUUCACAGACACUUUUACUGAACCUCUGCGUCCUUAUUUCUUUAUAGGACCUGGUUCAAAACCUCUCAGAAUCUGUUAA
Messenger RNA from Marmota flaviventris (yellow-bellied marmot), 1420 nucleotides. RefSeq names its product tripartite motif-containing protein 75-like. NCBI's taxonomy places the organism in Eukaryota, Metazoa, Chordata, Mammalia, Rodentia, Sciuridae. Gene Ontology annotation, molecular function: protein binding; zinc ion binding. The record is from RefSeq and is a predicted model, not a curated record.